UCUCCAUGAAAACAAAGGGUAGAAGAAGAAACGUUCUUGUCCAUUCCAUUUCCAGUUUCACCAUAACCACCAUGCCAUGGCGCUUCAACCGCCAAUUCCACUGUGUUCAUGUCGCUCCUCCUCUCUGCAAUUUCUCCUCUUCCAACCUCAAACCCACUCCACUCUCAAAUUCCGAGUUUCCUGUUCGAACCCGAUAGCUCAAAUUGAAACCCAACAAUUGAAGCCUGUAACUCCAGAAGCACCCAAGAAGAAGAAGAAGAAGAACACCUCAAGACCUAGCUUCUUCGACCAAAUUCAAGAUAAAUGGUCCAACAAAUUGGGUUCCCAAACAGAGAAAUUCCCAUGGCAACGUGAACCAGAACAACAAGAGGAAGAAGAAGAAGAAGAGCAUGCACAACAACAAGAGAUUGACCAGUUUCAGAACAAGCCUUCACCACCUAGUUACAGUUUGGAUUUUCAGUUUCCGAAGCGUUUAUCUCCUUGGCUUCAAGCAGAAAAUCCGCACAAUCCACGUUUUGAUUCUGAGUCUGAUGCUUCUGAGGACGAGGACAGUGGCAAACCCUUACGAGAGAGUUUUGAGGGUGAGGUUUCGACCGCGGUGCGAGAAUCAGAAGAAGGUUUGAGGGAAAGAGGGAGUGGAGUGAGGAAAAAGAGAAGCAAUGCGGAGUUGGCGGAGAGGUUGAUUCCUGAACAUGAGUUGCGGAGGCUCAGGAAAAUUGCAUUGAGGAUGAUGGAGAGGUUUGAAGUUGGAGUGACCGGAAUCACGCAGGAAUUGGUUGCUUCCAUUCAUCAAAAGUGGAGGGAUAGUGAAGUGGUGAAGCUCAAGUUUGAAGCCCCUCUUGCUGCUAACAUGAAAAGGGCUCAUCAAAUUCUAGAGAGUAAAACUGGAGGUAUAGUGGUGUGGCGAUCGGGUAGUUCCAUAGUGUUGUAUCGGGGAAUGGCCUACAAGCUUCCCUGUGUGAAAUUGUAUUCGAAGAUGUAUCAGGCUAAGGAGGAGGAUGUUCAUCAGUCAGUGCAUGUUGGAAGUUGGAGUGAUGCUCAACUAAGUGUGAAAGAACCAGUUAGAACAACUACAGAAUUAUUGACCAGGGACUCUGCAGAGUAUUUGAAGGACAUGACUGAAGAAGAAUUUAUGGAAUUGACUGACCUUAACCAAUUGUUAGAUGAGCUGGGCCCACGUUUCAUAGAUUGGACAGGCCGUGUGCCGUUGCCUGUUGAUGCAGACCUUUUAGCUGCAGUGGUUCCAGGAUAUAAACCCCCAUUCAGACUUCUUCCUUAUGGGGUAAAGCAUUGUUUAACUGACAGGGAAAUGACUGCCUUUCGUAGGCUUGCAAGAACAACGGCUCCACACUUUGCCCUUGGAAGAAAUAGAGAACUGCAAGGUCUAGCUAGAGCCAUGGUAAAGCUGUGGGAAACAAGUGCUAUUGCGAAAAUAGUCAUCAAACGAGGUGUUCCCCAUACAUGUAACGAGAGGAUGGCUGAAGAACUCAGGAAAUUGACUGGGGGAACUGUACUCUCUAGAAAUAAGGAAUUUAUUGUAUUUUACAGGGGCAAUGACUUUUUGCCUCCUGCUGUCACCAAUGUUCUGACUGAGAGACAGAAACUAACCCUCAUCCAACAUGACGAGGAAGAGAAAGCGCGAGAAAUUGCUUCAUCUAUUACAAUACCAGAUGGCAAAGCAUCUCCAAUGCCGUUAUUGGCGGGCACGCUUGCUGAGACUAGGGCAGCAACCAACAAUUGGGGGCACCAACCAAGUAAACAAGAAGUUGAGAAAAUGACGAGAGAUUCUGCCUUGAAUAGACUUUCUUCUAUAAUAAAAAAUCAUGAGAUUAAACUAGCUAUGACAAAAGGGAAGUACAGGAAGGCUGAUAAGGAUUUAGCGAAAUUGCAAGGUGAUCUGGACCCAGCAGACCUUCCUAGUGAUCUGGAAACAUUAACUAAUGAAGAGAGAUUUUUAUAUAGGAAGAUGGGUCUGAGUAUGAAGCCAUACUUAGUUCUAGGGAGGCGAGAUGUUUAUGCUGGCACCAUAGAGAACAUGCAUCUACACUGGAAAUAUCGUGAAUUGGUAAAGAUAAAUGUAAAAGGGAGAAAUUUAGCCCAAGUUAAGCAAAUUGCAAUAGCUUUGGAAGCUGAGAGUGGUGGGGUACUAGUAUCUGUAGAUAAGGAUACCAAAGGCUAUAUAGUUAUUGUUUAUCGUGGGAAGAACUAUUUCCGUCCGCGUGUUCUUAGACCCAAAAGCUUGUUGACACGAAGACAGGCAUUGGCUCGAUCUAUUGUGCUUCAAAGACGUGAGGCACUGAAAGACCAUAUGUUAGACUUAGAGGAGCUAAUUGGGUUGCUGAAAUCUGAGCUAGAGGAUAUGAAGAAUGAAAAGGAGAUUGAUGGUGACAAAACUCUCUACUCAUCAACACAGAGUUACCCUGUUUCUUCAGAUGAUGAAUGGGAAGAGAAUGAAGGGAGCGAGAUUUAUUUUGACAAAGCUGAAAGUGGCGAUGAGGAUGAGUAACAUCACAACAAGCUACUUGAUUUGGUAGAGUAAUGUAUUGGAAUAUCUGCGGAGGUUGAGCAGCUGAAUGUUGAGCUUGAGGAGCUGAUCCAAGAAGAUCAUGCACAAAAACUUGAGCCUUGCUUAUUAUUGUCACUUCCCUUGUUUAUAGAAGGGGAAUUUUAUCCUACCUCCAAGUUGUAGGAAUACCCGCAAGUGAUGUAACAUGUGAAAUGGUUAAAUCAGUUGGUUGAAUGAUUAACUGCUGCUUGAGUUUGACAAAUGGUUCGAAUAAGUGUUCAAUCUAUCGCUUGGGAUAAGGUAGAGCGACUUGUCCAAUCGGUUUUGUUUUCUUAUGUCCUUGCAUCAUGUUGCUGUAAAGAUUUUUUAAAUUAAUGGUAACAUACUGUAUUUUGACCA
This is a messenger RNA of Lotus japonicus, 2905 nucleotides long. Its product is annotated as CRM-domain containing factor CFM3A, chloroplastic/mitochondrial. The record is from RefSeq and is a predicted model, not a curated record. Gene Ontology annotation, biological process: RNA splicing, via transesterification reactions. The transcript has 9 exons. Lineage: Eukaryota; Viridiplantae; Streptophyta; Magnoliopsida; Fabales; Fabaceae. Gene Ontology annotation, molecular function: mRNA binding. Bases 77 to 2506 code for a protein of 809 amino acids.